Dibothriocephalus latus is the source of this 528-nucleotide messenger RNA. NCBI's taxonomy places the organism in Eukaryota, Metazoa, Platyhelminthes, Cestoda, Diphyllobothriidea, Diphyllobothriidae. The record is from the annotation of a GenBank genome assembly.
AUGAUUGACAUCGGAUUUAGAACGCCUACGCCAUAUGUAUUUCAGGUCUACGAGACCUUCGGCCCUGUCAAGUCUCCGUUCUACGUGGUUGUGCUGGAGAACGUACAAAAGGAACCCGAUUCAAGCAAGCUCUCCAAACCAUCAAAGAAUCGCUUACGCCGCUCAAAAGUGCCGUCCCUUUCGCAGGAAUCGGAGGUUCAACCGGACGUACAGGCUGUCGAAGCGGCAACUGAACAGGUCGACGCCACCAACUGCCCUGCGCCUGAUCCAGCCGUAACUGAGUCCCCACAGGAUCAGCCACCUCCCGAGCUAGUAGCACCGAUUGUUCGAAAGAUUGAUGUGGAUGUAAAAGUUGGUGAGACUGUCUACUACGUGGCUAAUGAUCCGGAACUCACCAUACCCAUUCUCUGUUCGGAGUUGGCGAAACUGAAGGGCUCGGACGCCUCUGGUCUUAAUGACAAGGAACUUCCUCCCGAGGUAAUUGUCUCUCCUCCCCACUCAAUACUUGACUCUACGUUUUUUAUUUGA